UCUGUGGGAAUGAUCUCGACCUCCUUUUCGGUGAGCUAGUAAGCACCAAACUUGCUUGUCGUCUUCCCCCUCCCCCGCCAUGGCUGUUGACGUGGGCCCCACCGUGGUUGGACGCCGUUCACCCUUGCAAUAAUGCAACUCCAGAAUUAGGACAUGGUGGGCUUGCCACUUCUGCCACAAUCCUUGGCUAUCCAUCCCUAUUAUAUACCUGCGACUCCGAUCCUCUUCCUCCUCCUUCACACAGAUCAGUGGCAGCACUCUCACUCGCCCAUCCAUCCAAGAGCUCAGCUCAGGUCGCCGCCGUGCUCUCCAAUGGAGGCGCCUCCGUCGUCUCUAGCCACGGCCGCCACCGGCACCUAUGACGACGACGACGACGACUAUGUCCUCAACCUGUCGCUGACGCUGGGCCCCACCUCGCCGCCACCCUCCUCUCCCGACUACGCUGCCGCAAUCCCGGUUUCUGAUGGUGGUGGCGGCGCCGCCGGCAGAGGUGGUGUGAAGCUCUUCCCUUGCCUCUUCUGCAACAAGAAGUUCCUCAAGUCGCAGGCGCUAGGGGGGCACCAGAAUGCGCACAAGAAGGAGAGGAGCGUCGGGUGGAACUCUCACCUCUAUCGCCCCGCGGGGACACCCACCGCCGCCGCCGUCCCCAACAUGGCUGCGCCGCCGAUCAACCAAGCAGCUCCUAUGGCGGCGGUGCCGAUCCAGGUCUCGCACUCGUGCCGCUCCUCCCAACGUGCGCACCUCGACGACACGGCGAUGCUCGGAGGGUCUCUCUACUACGCCACCGAUAAUGGUGGUGACGGUGGCAGCGGCUUGUCGCGGUGGUGGUACGCGGAGGGCGGCCAGUCGUGUGCGCUCGGCGGGGACGAGAGGCAGAAGCAAAGGCAGAGGCAUGUUGACCUCAACCUGAAGCUCUAGUUACGUACGAGUUAGUUGCUCAUGCUGAAUGCGUGAGGUAUUUAUUAUUUUGUACUUUUGAGUUUUGACUUCUCUUUCUUUCUUUUUGUUGUUGCCUCUCUCUUUUUUUUAACUAGUGUGUAAGGAGUACGUCCUUCUGCCGAUUGUGCAACGGCUUAUUGUAACGUUCUCAAGCUGUUGUCCAGUUGCAUGAUGGCUGCUGGCAUGGGGUUGCAGUUUGUUGGGCCAGAGAAGUGUGGAACACUUUGGAACACGUUUAAUUUUCCUUUUUGGACAUGCUGUAACCUCACAGUCUUCCAAGUUUCCAUGAACUACCCAUGCAUUAUCGUGGACUGAACUCA
This is a messenger RNA of Panicum hallii, 1259 nucleotides long. RefSeq lists its product as uncharacterized. The transcript has a single exon. Bases 154 to 918 code for a protein of 254 amino acids. Gene Ontology annotation, molecular function: DNA-binding transcription factor activity. The record is from RefSeq and is a predicted model, not a curated record. NCBI's taxonomy places the organism in Eukaryota, Viridiplantae, Streptophyta, Magnoliopsida, Poales, Poaceae.